Juglans regia (Persian walnut) is the source of this 789-nucleotide messenger RNA. RefSeq lists its product as uncharacterized. Bases 1 to 789 code for a protein of 262 amino acids. The record is from RefSeq and is a predicted model, not a curated record. Lineage: Eukaryota; Viridiplantae; Streptophyta; Magnoliopsida; Fagales; Juglandaceae. The transcript is spliced from 2 exons. Gene Ontology annotation, molecular function: nucleic acid binding; zinc ion binding.
AUGGAUCUAGAAAGAACCUUCAAGGUUAGUAGAUGCUCGGAAAAGCAGAAGGUUCAGUACGCAGGUCACAUGCUCCAAGGAAAAGCUGAAAUUUGGAGACACACCAAACGACAACUUUUGGCCCAAGAAUUCGGAAAUCUGACUACACUUAAUUGGGAUCGAUUCAAGACGGAGUUCGAUAAUCGUUUCUUUCUAGAAACGGCUAUACAACAAAAAGCUUUGGAGUUUGCAAGCUUGUCCCAAGGGAAUAUGAUUGUCGAUCAGUAUACUGCUCGUUUUAUGGAAAUGGGGAGGUUCGCGCCUCAUUUGAUUAGUAUCGAGAAGAUGCAAGCAAGGAAGUUCCAGGAUGCUUCUAUAGCAGAGGCAGAGCAACGGAGACUAAUCGUACAGGCUCAAGUGGAUAGGAAAAGAGGAUUUCCUUACUCAUCAGGAAGUAGUACGUGGAAGCGAAAGGCCCCUGUAACUCGAGGCAAAGGAAAGGGAAUGGUAGUCAGGAAGUCAACACCCAUCACUCCACCACCUUGUCGCCAAUGCGGGAAGAGGCAUAGUGGAGAAUGUCGUAGGGCCUCAGGAGAGUGUUUCAGAUGUGGUCAAACUGGCCAUAUGAUCUGGGAUUGUCCGCUGAUUACGCCUGGAGGAAUGUCAAUGCCAAACGCUAAACCCAAGACUGCAACAAAAGCCAAGAUUUAUGCCAUUACGCCAGGAGAGGUAGAGCACGAAGCUGAUGAGACGGCAAAUGCAAGAGUGAUUACUCUUAACAUUUCCAACUUUGCCUUAAUUCAUAGAUAG